UGCUUGAUGAGUGCGCAGUGAUGUCCGUAUCGCUUUGUGCAUUCCGUUUAGAGGUAACGAACAGUCGUAAUCCAAUAGAUUUCGAGCACUACCUUGCCCCGAAGCUGGUAAAGAUGGCAUCAGGAGGCUCUGCAGGGACCUCAGAGUUGGGCCAGAGUCACCCUGGCCGACAGCGCCGCCAGCACGACAGGCGCGCGCUGGCGCAUGUCACUGUGGAGACGGUGGUGCCGCAGCUGGUGGACGCCGCCGCCGGCGCUGCGCGGACGUCCGUCCCGCCGUCCGACGAGCCGGCAGGGUCAGAGUCUGCACGCGCCGACUCGCGGGCGGCGGCCGUCACCCCGCCCGACGGUGACGUGGUGAUCGGGCCGUCCGGCAAGGCCGUCUCGUAUGCCGACCUGGUCAAGUCGGGCCGCGAGCCGUCGCUGCCGCUGCGGCCCAGCAAGGAGGGCACGCCGUCUGAUGAGGCGUCGCUGGACCAGAAGCCGUUUAUCUCGGGAAACCCGUUCGUCGAGGUCACCAAGGGCCUGCUGCACCUCUACAAGGAAAACGCGAUGACCAGUCUGGAGGAGGGCACGGAGAGAUCGGAGAUGAUCUGCAUGAUGUCGGUGCCGGCGAAGAUGGUGAUCCACGACCUGCUCCAGUUCACGGCCCCCUGCUACCCGGACAUCGAGCGCAUGCGCAUCAUCCGGGACAGCACGCCCAACCAGUACAUGGCACUCAUCAAAUUCCGCCAUCAGGCCGCGGCUGACGAGUUCUACCGCAACUUCAACGGCGUGCGGUACAACAGCAUGGAACCGGAGACGUGUCGGCUGGUGUACGUGUCCCGGGUGGACCUAGUCAACGAGUCGGACGAGGCGCGUCUGCCCAUCCCAGGGUUCACGGAGCUGCCCACGUGCCCGGUCUGCCUGGAGCGGAUGGAUGAAUCGGUCAACGGCAUCCUGACUGUCCUCUGCAACCACUCAUUUCACGGGAGCUGUCUGAGUCAGUGGGGCGACACCAGCUGUCCCGUCUGCCGGUACGUGCAGACCCCGGAGGAGGCCGAGGACAACUUCUGCUUCGAGUGCCAGGCCAGCGACAGUCUGUGGAUCUGCCUGAUCUGCGGCCACGUCGGCUGCGGCAGAUACGUCGGCGGCCACGCCUACAGUCACUUCUUGGACACGGGUCAUACGUACACGAUGCGUGUGGGGAGCACGCGCGUUUGGGACUACGUGGGCGACAACUUUGUCCACCGGCUGGUGCAGAACAACGACGACGGCAAGAUGGUGGAGGUGGACGACAACGGUCACGGGCGUCACGACUCCAAACACGGCGGCGACUCGGAGGAGAAGCUGGAGGGUAUCCAGCUGGAGUACACGUACCUGCUGACCAGUCAGCUGCAGUCGCAGCGCCAGUACUACGAGGAGUGCAUCGCACGCAUCGAGAAGGACGGCCAGAAGCAGGCGGAGGAGCUGCGCGAGCGCACGCGCCAGGCUGUGGAGGAGACGCACACGCUGCGGGAGCGACUGCAGCAGGCCGGGCGGGAGCGCACCGCCGCCGACAAGAAG
This is a messenger RNA of Pollicipes pollicipes, 1544 nucleotides long. RefSeq names its product BRCA1-associated protein. The record is from RefSeq and is a predicted model, not a curated record. NCBI's taxonomy places the organism in Eukaryota, Metazoa, Arthropoda, Thecostraca, Pollicipedomorpha, Pollicipedidae. Gene Ontology annotation, molecular function: ubiquitin protein ligase activity; zinc ion binding. Gene Ontology annotation, cellular component: cytoplasm. Gene Ontology annotation, biological process: Ras protein signal transduction; protein ubiquitination.